Messenger RNA from Pelodiscus sinensis (Chinese soft-shelled turtle), 4590 nucleotides. It is a transcript of the gene USP38, whose product is annotated as ubiquitin specific peptidase 38. NCBI's taxonomy places the organism in Eukaryota, Metazoa, Chordata, Testudines, Trionychidae. Gene Ontology annotation, molecular function: cysteine-type deubiquitinase activity. Gene Ontology annotation, biological process: protein deubiquitination; ubiquitin-dependent protein catabolic process. The record is from RefSeq and is a predicted model, not a curated record. Gene Ontology annotation, cellular component: nucleus; cytosol.
AGCUCUCUCUGGCCUUCUGCCAGCAGCUGGUGCGCAGCAUGGCCCACUUCCAGAGCCAGGGCAGCCAGGAGCCCGAGCUGCGCCUCUAUGUGUCUCAGGUCACCCAAGUCAGUAGUCUCCUGCGCAGCAUUUGGAAGGCCGAGCCCGACACCUUGUUGCCCUCCCUGCAGGAGCUUUUCGCGGUCAUCUCCUCCACAGAUACUUCAUUUGAGCCUUCUGUUGCACUGGCAAGCCUUGUGCAGCAUAUCCCAUUACAGAUGAUUACAGUACUCAUCAGGAGCCUUACCACAGAUCCAAAUGUAAAAGAUGCAAGUAUGACUCAAGCUCUCUGCAGAAUGAUAGAUUGGCUGUCUUGGCCUCUGGCUCAGCAUGUGGAAACAUGGGUGAUUGCUUUGCUGAAAGGUCUAGCUGCAGUCCAGAAAUUCACUAUUCUCAUCGAUGUUACUCUACUUAAGAUAGAACUGGUUUUUAAUCGACUUUGGUUUCCUCUUGUGAGGCCUGGAGCUCUGGCUGUUCUUUCUCAUAUGCUGCUUAGUUUUCAGCAUUCUCCAGAAGCUUUUCACUUGGAAUUGCCCAAACCCAGUGAAGAGAAGAUUAAGUUGAUUCUCAAUCAAAGUGCCUGGACUUCUCAAUCCAGUUCUUUGCCAUCUUGUUUGUUUAGACUUUCUGGAAAAUCUGAAACUGGGAAAACAGGUCUAAUUAACCUAGGAAAUACGUGUUAUAUGAACAGUGUUAUUCAAGCACUUUUUAUGGCUACAGAUUUCAGGAGACAUGUAUUAUCUUUGAAUCUGAAUGGGUGCAAUUCACUAAUGAGAAAAUUACAGCAUCUCUUUGCUUUUUUGGCUCAUACUCAGAGGGAGGCAUAUGCACCUCGGAUUUUCUUUGAGGCUUCCAGGCCGCCAUGGUUUACUCCUAGAUCCCAGCAAGACUGCUCAGAAUAUCUCAGGUUUCUGCUAGAGAGACUGCACGAAGAAGAGAGAACCUUGAAAGCUUUGUCUUCAGCAAAGCCAUCUGAGAAUAUGAUGAAUGAUGAAUCCUUGGCACAAGAAACUGCCAACAAGGCACAAGUGUUUACUGAGGGACCUUGCACAAGCGGUGAAGAAAGAACAUUGAUAGAGAAAAUGUUUGGAGGGAAACUACAGACUAGUAUAUGCUGUUUGAACUGCAAAAGUACUUCUCAAAAGGAAGAAGCCUUCACAGAUCUAUCAUUAGCUUUUUGUCCUCCCAGUUUCUUGGAAAAUGUUGACAUGAAAAGCAUAACACAUUCUUCUGAAGUGAAAGAUGAUUGCAUGGUGCAAACAAGUAUUGUAGCAUCUAGUCCUGUUGAAGAAUUAGCACUUGAUAAUUCUCUUGCAGUAAAUGAUGGCUGUGAAACAGUUAUCAAUGAAGGAAUUCUAAAUAAUAUUACAGAUACUGAUCUGUACCAAGUUCAGGAUAGUAAGAACAUGUCUCAGAAAUCAGUAAGUGAAAAUACUCCCUCAGUUACUGACUUGCUGAAUUAUUUUCUGGCACCUGAGAUUCUAAAUGGAGACAACAAAUAUUAUUGUGAAAAAUGUGCCUCUCUACAGAACGCAGAGAAAAUUAUGCAUAUCAUGGAGGAACCUGAAUACCUCAUUCUCACUCUCCUCAGAUUUUCAUAUGAUCCAAAGUGUCAUAUAAGGCGCAAAAUCCUGGACAAUGUGUCUCUACCACUUAUUUUGGAAUUACCAGUCAAAAGAACUGCACCCUCUUUAGGCGUGGUAUCAAGGGGCUGGUCUGUGGAUAUUGAAUUCUCUGACACUGGAGAAAAUCUUGCUAAAAAACUGAAGCCCUCACGGGCUGAAGAAGUAUGCUGCCCUGAAUUGGUACCCUAUGUUUUAAGUUCUGUUGUGGUGCACUCUGGUGUAUCUUCUGAAAGUGGGCAUUAUUAUUCUUAUGCCAGAAAUAUCACUGGUUCAGGGCCCUCCUUAGGACUGUGCCAUCAAUCAAAAACUAUGGCUUUAGCUUCCCACAGCAGUUUUUUGGCAGGGGAGCUUUCUCAUGCAGUUUUAGAAAAUGACAUGGGUGCUAAUGAGAUGUCAAAAGAGUGGUUUCUAUUUAAUGACAGCAGAGUGACAUUUACCUCAUUUCAGUCUGUCCAGAAAAUUACUAGUAGGUUUCCAAAGGACACUGCUUAUGUGCUGCUAUACAAAAAACAGAGUAGUAGUAGUGGUUUCAAUGCCAAUUCAGCAAAUGGACUCUGGGUGAAUGGAGAUCCUCCUCUGCAGAAAGAGCUUAUGGAUGCUAUUACAAAAGAUAAUAAACUGUAUUUACAGGAACAAGAACUUAGUGCUCGGACACAAGCACUACAAGCAGCCUCUGCCACAUGUUCUUUUCGACCCAAUGGAUUUGAUGACAAUGAUCCCCCAGGAAGCUGUGGACCGACCGGUGGUGGGGGUGGGGGAGGAUUCAGUACUGUUGGUAGACUAGUGUUUUGAGGAAGAUCUGCACUGGUUCCAAAACCGCUCCCACUACUGUGUAGGACUAUAAACCACUGAACUGCUUAAAAUAUACCAAGCUUUUGUUUUUGAGACCUGAUCCUUAUUCAGUUAACUGUUAAUUUUUUUUUGGUUUUGUUUGGUUUUAUCUGAAAUAAGUCCAUCAUGGGAAAAAACUACCUCUUAAAUCCAGUUGUUUUACUAGCAAGAUGUGUUUGGCCAAAAGAGAGAGAAUUAAAAAAUGACUUGUAUGUGAUCCCUAAUGAUGCUGCAUAAAAUCUAAUUAAUGCAGUUAAAUCAGUUUACACCAUCCCAAUUCACUGAAUAAAGGAAGAGUUCAUUCAUAUUCUUGUAAAAGACAUAUGGAAUGAAUUCAGGUGGGCAUAAUUGCAUACUUUUUUCCUUCAAGUCUGAAAAUCCUUAAUGGUAGCAGAGAUGAUGCACCCUUAUAAUGAAGGCAAUAACUGAAAUUGUAAAACAUGACCUGCUAUAGUACUUUCCAGGAUAACAGUUAUUCAGAUUCAGUAUGUUUGCAUUUUGAGUACAAAUGUAAAAAGUCAUUUAUACACAUUUGCUAAAUCAUUUUCAAGAAAUGUGCAUGGUCUUGUAGGAACCAAGUUUUUAACUAGAAAUUGCUAAAUUUGUAGUAUUUCUAAUUGUUUUGCGGAUUUUUAAAUUAUUGCAGGAAGUAUAUCUGCUCUGUAUUUGAAAGGAGGAGGUUGUGUAUGUGCCUUGCAGUACUGUAACUUAAAUACAAAACUUUCUGAGGCUGUAAAAGGGUUAAAGAACAAUGUUAGAAAUUGUUGUUAAUAUUAGAAAUUAAUACAUUUUGGAAAGUUAUUAAAUUUUCCAGAAGUAAAAUCUGAUGGUUCUAAAAUUCUCCUGUUGUCAUUAUUUACAGUUCAGUAGGGGCAUUUUUUUAUUUGCAACUUCUCUGGCCUGCAUUAAGAAACUGAUCACAAACACUGAUCCAUAGUUGCAAAGCUCUAAAUGUUUUGUUCAAAAAACAGCUGAGCUGAUGCCUACCAAGUUGGGUUAAGGAUUGUCUUGACUUCCCAGCAUCGAGAUUGCUGGACAAGUGUGCUGACUCUAAAAGAAAACAAUCAGAACUUUAUGCCGUGGAAGACUAUCACUAGUGGUGAUGCCUAUGCGCUGUCCCUCUUAGGCACUUUGAGCCUCUCCAAGGAACAUGUGAAGACCCUUUCCUUAUUCCAAUGACGUACUGACUGCUUGGCUGUGCUGAGCCAUGUGGUAAUCUCAAGUCUUAUGGCCCCAUCUUUUUAGUGAUUUUGAAACCAAAAGAUUGAUUACAUGGCCACAAGGGACCAUUGUUUUUAUCUACUCAGACCUUGUAUAUCGUACAGGAGAUAGAACUUUCCAGAAAGAGACCCUGAGCAGUUAAUCUUCAUCAAUACAGAGAUGUUCCAAAAGUCAUCUCCUGGGUAAGUCUUCCAGCUUUCUGAAAAGACGGAUAUAGAUUAAGAUGUUCAGGAAUGAUCACUGCCACCUUUUUAUUGACAAUCUGUGAGGUAUUUUGUACUGCACCUAAAAUGUUCUUGGCAUCUUCUAGUCAACCAAGAAUUUUCCCUUUUAAUUCCCCCUUCCCUUGUGCUUCUAUCUAAAAGAAGAUUGGACUUAGGCAAGAUAUCUGUGUCUGGAGACAGAAGCAGAGUAAUCAGUUCUCUUGUGGAUCAUGCUAGCAGGGUGCCUCUGGGUUCACUGCUGUUUAAAGAGAAGUUGAUUAAAAGGGUUUUUGUUCUAAUACUGGAACCUGUCGCAAUUCAGAAAUCUUUUUAAAUGAAGACUACUGUAUUGGUGCCUUAGGCCCAGAUCCCCAAAAGCAUGUGCUCUCCCAUUUUGCAUUGAUAUCAGUGGAAGGUAGAAGCCUAACUACCUUUUUGGAUCUCUGCCUUUAACAUCUAUCCUGAUUAUUUGGAGGUAAUGUGUAAAUCUAAUCUAAAUUCAGGUGGUAGAAAGUGCAGUAGGAUCCAUUUAACUAAUAUCUCACCAUGGCUUAAUUAGCGGGGCCAUCUUGGUUCCCUUGCAAGAGACGACUCUUGCAGAGUUUUGAAUUAGCAGAUAGUUCAAUGGAUUUGCUGAAUCUAGCACAUGGAUUCAGCAGCAGCCAAAGCCC